AUGAUAAACCCUUUAAAAGAUAUAGCAUAAUGUAAGAAAGGACUAGGCAUCUAGUUGAAAAAAAAAUUCUCAAGAUUAGGAAAGCAUGAAAAAAUGAUUUAAUAGAACCAAAAGGUUUUAGAUUAUACUCAAAAUCCUAUUAUUAAGGCAAAUAUUGAAGAUGCUAGAACAUAGUUUAAGCGUGAUAAUAAGGUUGAUGGUAUUAAGUUGCUUUCUGAAGCAGCGGAAAGGUCAAGCAAGGAAGUAAAAUUUGGCUAGGAACUUAGGAUUGAUAAAAAGAAAAUUAAUAAGGAAGUAAAAAAGUUUGCAAAUAAAUCUAUUGAUAAAUCUCUUGAAGAUUCAUAUUCAUAUUUAGUAGAUAAUGACUACCUUUAAAUGAAUUUAUCAAAAAUAGAAGAAAACAAAAGAUUAAUUUAGGAGCUCAAAGAAUUUAAAAAGCUAUAUUUUGAAAAAAAGGAGAUAUAAAGAUUGUUAAAAUAAUAAGAAAGAAAGCCCGAAAAUUAUUUACCCCAUUCACUAAUAGGCUAAGAGGACAUUAAUAAUUCCUAGCGCUUUCUUGCUUAUUAGGAAAGUAGCAAAAAUCUUAAAAAUUAGAGGAUAUAAAAUAUGAUUGAAGGAGGUUCAAAAGAAAAUAGAAAACUGUCCUUAUUAAUAUCAAGUGGAUUAUUGGAUACAUCAAAAAAUAUAAAAUAAAUUAUUGCAACAUCUACUGAGCUUCUCAUUUAAGAUAUGAAAAAAAAUCCAGAAAAGUUCAAUACAAAUUAAUAAAGCUUAUAUGAAGAAGUAGUAAUUGAUCAGUAAGAAAAUUAGCAAGAUUAAUAUGAAUAAAAUGAAAAUUAAGAAAAUAAUGAAGCGACAAAUCCAGAUAAUUUAAUUGUCAAUUAUAAUGUUCAAGGACCUUAAAAGGAUGUUUAAGUGAUGGGGAAUUAAAAUGACAAACAGCAGAUUAUUGAAAAAUAUGGUGAAAAAAUUUCUUAAAUGGGAUUCGAUAUUACACUUGAUGAAUUGAAUUUUGUUAAUUUUGAUACUUUGGCUCUGUUUUUUGACGAGUUUGUAAACAGCACUCCUGAUGAAAAGAUGAAGACUUUGAGUAAAAUAUAAGUUAUUGAUAGCUUAAGGUCAUAUGAAAACUAUUUAUUUGACAAAUAUAGAAACCACGAUAUCAGUUUGAGGGUAAAGGGAUAGCUUGAAUUCAAGCACCUAACUGAGAAAGAAAAUUUGAAUUACAUAAAAUACUAUAUAAAGAAGCCAUCAGAACUAUUUUUGAUGAUUUAAAAUAUACCUGAAUAAAGCAUAAUGCCAAGCAUAGUCUCAUAGGCAGUUAGUAAGAUAGCAUCUUUUAGGUUUUAGUCAAAAGAAAAUUACUUAGCAGUUAUUAGUAAUUAUAAUUACAGAGCUUUGUUAAGAAGAUGCGUUAAUUCAUGCAGUUAAAUGUCAGAUUAAGAAUUUGUUGAUAUGGUUUGGUCAUUAGGAAAAAUACAUAAAGAUGAGCAUGGUAUUGUGUAUGAAAAGCUUUUUAAUAAACUUAUGGAAGUUACCACAGAAUAAUUAAAUUAAAGAAUGAGUUAAAUACCAUUGAAAGAUAUUAGCUUUCUCAGUAGAGGUUAUUUGAAAUUGCAUCACUUAGCAUUGAAUUAAGAUAUGAACUCUAAUCUAUUAAAUUAAAUCUAAUAAAGACUUGAGAAUAGAGAAGGAGAAUAGCUUACAAUUUUUGCGAUUUAAGGAUUAAUGCUGUAUUUAAGCUUUUUGAAUACAAAACAAAGUUAAGAAAUCAUACUAAAUUUCCUUUUACCACUCUUGCAGAAAGAGGAAAUAAUUACGUAGCUAGAUGAUAUGAGUUUAUCAGAAAUAUGCUCAAGCUUAGCAUGCAUUAGUACUUCAAACGGAAAAGAAAUUUAAAUUUACCUAGAUUUAAUAACACCAUAGAUAAAAAAAAUAUCUAAAAAGCUAUAAACAGAUACAAUUAGUGAUUUAAUGAUCAUAGCUAGCGCAAGCAAUUAUUAAAGUAAGGAGUUAUUCUAAGAACUUAAAAAACGAACUAUUUUUAAUUUCCGUGAAUAAAAAUAGUGCAGCGAAAUUUCAAUAUCAAAAAUAUUAGUUUCGUUUGCAUAAUUUGAUGUAGUGAAAUCUUUAUAAAAUCACGUUGACAAUAAAGAGAGCUCGAAUACAAAUUUAACAGAUAAUCUAUUAUUGUUUAGCUAUUUCCCGACUCUUGUAUUUCAUCAAUAAUCACCUUAAUAUAUAUUUUACAAUAAGCUUUCGAAAGAAAUAUACCAAGUUAAGGAUAAAAUGUCCUAAAAAUGGAUAUCGAUGAGCUUGUUUGGUAUUGCAUCAGCUCAAUACAAGAAUGUUGAAUUUAUUGAUGAAUGCGUUAACAAAAUUUUGUAAAAUUAAGAUAGUCUUGAUGAAAAUAUCAAGCAAAAUCCUAUUUCUAAUACAAAUUUAAAUGAAUUAGCGAUGACAUUAUUCUGCUAUUCCAACAUGAAGAGAUCAAAUGAAUGGUCUAGAAAAAUGAUAGAAAGAAUUCGUAAUUUGUUCAUGUAAAAUAAAUUUAAGAAAGCUACUCCUAUUGCAUGGGCUUAAUUUUUCAAUACUUUGAGCAAUACCAACUAAGAAAAUGAACUAGACGAAGUCGAACAACAAUUUGCAGAAGUUGUCUACUUUGAUAAAAUCCAACCACAUAUUAGAUAUUUUACACAGAAUAUGAUAAUUUCUUUGCUUUUCAGCUUAUCAAGGUUAAAAGUAGACAAAGAUAUAUUAUUUGAACUUGCCCAGCUUGUUUAAUUUAGUAAGCUUAGCAACUUCUAGCUCUACAUCCUUAACAUAGCCCUCUAGCUAGGGAAUUUAAAGAAUUUAGAAAAUAUACCAGACAUAUCAACUUCAUCCGCUUAACCAAGAAUCAAAGAAGUAGAGCUUUAUAUAAAAGACAUACUCGCAUAAAAAUUAGAUUUUUAUGGAAAUCAAAGAUUUAAUUACAAACAAGUUAUUAAUCAAGUUAAGUAAAUUCUUGUUGAGAUUACAAAUAAUAAAAAUAUAGAAGGAAAAGAAGCGAAGCUAGUUCUAGAGAACUUUUUUGAUGAUAAUUUAAAUUUAAUGAUUGAUUUCUAUCUGCCAAAGGAGAAAAAAGCAAUUUUUGUGUACACAUAUGAUAACUGUUUGAUGUAGGAGCACACUGACACUAGUUCAAUAAGUGACAACUCUCUUUCAGGAUUGUUCUAAGCAAAAGAAAAGAUUCUCAAAGAAAAUGGUAUUUCAGUAUCUUAUAUAUUCAUUCAUGAAUUUAAUAAAAUUGGACUAGAUUCCUCAAUAGAAAACGAAAAGCUGCUUAAAAAAAAAUAUGUGGAAAAAUUAUUAAGCAAAUAAUGA
Molecule: messenger RNA, 3366 nt
Organism: Tetrahymena thermophila SB210
Lineage: Eukaryota; Ciliophora; Oligohymenophorea; Hymenostomatida; Tetrahymenidae
Exons: 2
Source: RefSeq, a predicted model, not a curated record